This is a messenger RNA of Clupea harengus (Atlantic herring), 1770 nucleotides long. Its product is annotated as immune-associated nucleotide-binding protein 9-like. The transcript is spliced from 3 exons. Lineage: Eukaryota; Metazoa; Chordata; Actinopteri; Clupeiformes; Clupeidae. Gene Ontology annotation, molecular function: GTP binding. The record is from RefSeq and is a predicted model, not a curated record. Bases 1 to 1770 code for a protein of 589 amino acids.
AUGUUUGUGGAAGCUCAAAUAGAGGAGAGAGGCAGACUCCAGACAGAGUUGCAAAAGAAAAACAAGGAAAUUGAGGAGAUGAAGAAGCAGCUCAACAGCUCACCAGUCAUUCAGAAUCUAUACAGCACCCCAGAUUGUGUCAGGGUCGUGCUCAUUGGGAAGACAGGAGUUGGGAAGAGUGAAACAGGAAACACCAUCCUGGGGAAAGAUGUUUUUAAAUCUGCACCUUGGGGUAAAUCAGUGACGACCUGUUGUCAGAAAGACACAGCACAAGUAAAUGGCCGAUCUUUUGCUGUUGUAGACACACCAGGGCUGUUUGAUACAGGUGCCUCAAAUGAAAAUGUCAAGAAAGAAAUUCUGAAGUGUUUCAGUUUGCUGGCCCCUGGACCCCAUGUGUUCUUGCUGAUUCUUUCGAUUGGUACCAGGAUGACACCAGAGGAAAAGGACACAUUGAAACUCAUCAAAGAUACCUUUGGGACCAGGGCUGAAAAGUUUACCAUUACCCUUUUCACAAAAGGGGAUCAUCUACAUUCUCAUUCAAUUGAGCAGUACAUCAAAGAAAGUGAUUGUGCAAUUGAACGACUAAUCUCUGACUGUGAUGGACGGUAUCAUGUGUUCAAUAACGAAGAUAAAAAGAAUCGCAAACAGGUGACUGAGCUGAUGGAAAAAAUUGACAAGAUGGUGGAGAAGAACGGUGGAGAUUGUUACACCAAUGAGAUGUUCCAAAUGGCAGAAGCUGCAAUUAAAGAGAAGUUUGAGAACAUGAUGAGAGACAGGGAGUUGGAAAUUGAGAGGGAGAAGGAACAGCUCCAGGCCAAAUUUGAUGAGGAAAUAAGAACAGUGAUGGACGAAAAGACAAGGGAAAUACAGAGGGAAAGAGAAGAGAGAGAUAAGCUGCUGAGAGAAAAAGAGGAGUACAUCAUCAAGGAGCUUCAAAGAAGAGAUGAGAGAGUGAGGAGGGAAAGGGAAGAGAGAGAAGCAGAGGAUACAAUGAGGAGAGAGAAAGAGGAGACCCAGAGACUGUUAUGGACUAGAACCUUCAAGGAAGUUGAGCGAAAGCAUAAGGAACAGAAAGAAGCGUGGGAGAUGGAACACAAAAAACAACUGAAAGAAGAGAAAGAGAGAGCAGCAAAAGAACUCAAGGAAUGGCUUGAGAGGCAAAGACAAGAGAGAUCUGAAUUUGAGAGAAGACAAGAAGCAGAGAGAAGGAGAAGGGAUGAAGAAGAGAGGUCUAGGAAGGAGAAAGAGGAACUGGAGAGACAGAGGUUAGAGGCUAGAGUGAAGGACACUGAAAAGCUGACUGAGGAGAUUCGCAAGGAGAGAAUGAAACAGUUGACGGAGUGGGAAGAUAAACGAUGGAUUGAAAAACAAAAUGAGCAAAAGGAGAGAGAGGAGUGGGAAAAGUUGCAAAAGAAAAUGAAAGAAGACUUUGAAACUGAGAAGGAAAGAGCAAGAAAAGAAAGGGACUCUAAAGAAGAAGCGCGAAGAGAACAAGAAAGGAAAGAAAGAGAGAGAAUGGAGAACGAACAUGCAGAACAGAUAGAAGAGAUGAAGCGUGCUUUGGAAGAGCAAGAAAGGGAGUGGAGUAGAGAAAGAGAAGAAGAAACAGAAAGAAGGUGGAGAGAUGAUGCGGUGAGCCAGUGGAAGCUCAGAGGGCUUCAGGAAGAAUUUGAAAGAGAAAAGGAAGAGGAAAACAGAAGGAGAAAGAAAGAGAAUGAAUACAGAGAAGAAGAGUACAAGAGAAAGCUUCAGGACGCAACCAUAGAAUGA